Guyanagaster necrorhizus is the source of this 573-nucleotide messenger RNA. RefSeq lists its product as uncharacterized. Bases 205 to 387 code for a protein of 60 amino acids. The transcript is spliced from 3 exons. NCBI's taxonomy places the organism in Eukaryota, Fungi, Basidiomycota, Agaricomycetes, Agaricales, Physalacriaceae. The record is from RefSeq and is a predicted model, not a curated record.
GUUGCAGCGAAGGCGACAAAUGUCGUCUGUUCCCUUCAUGUCUUAUGACAUUCUUGCCUCAGAUGAACAGCUCUAUACCGUCGUGCACCUCGUUGGAAUCACCGAAGCCUCAACUAUUACUGACAUUGCGUCCGGUCUGAGCAUGUUCAAAUUCAUCUGGAAAGUCACCAUGUUCUGCUGUUUAAAUGUUGCCGCCGCCGCCCCAUGGUGCUGGCAGCUGCUCAGCUCACAUGGCUUUUCAUCGUGUUCGGCAUGGCCGCUUCCAGUGGUGCUAUCUUUGAGAAGAGCCACCAGAAGGACAAGCAUGCUGGUAUUGUCUCGGUCGCCUUGUGCAGAUCCUCGUUGGCAUUGAUGGUCUACCUUACCCUGCCGAGAGUUUAUGUAUAGCAUUCGCGUCAAAUGCAUAGCCGUAUAGAAUACUGCGAAGCAGGCCUGGGGACGUUAUAGCAUGUAUGUCAACGAGUCGGUCGUAUUGAACACUACUCUUAAGUCACUUUGCCUUACUUGCAUGUUGUCCUAUUGAAAUCGGGAUAGUGUUCGAAGUAACUGUGUUUUAUAUGGCUGGUAUUCAAU